This is a messenger RNA of Micromonas commoda, 720 nucleotides long. RefSeq lists its product with no specific name. The transcript has a single exon. The coding region runs from base 1 to 720 and encodes 239 amino acids. NCBI's taxonomy places the organism in Eukaryota, Viridiplantae, Chlorophyta, Mamiellophyceae, Mamiellales, Mamiellaceae. The record is from RefSeq and is a predicted model, not a curated record.
AUGGCCGACGUCACGCGGCCAGAGACGGUGGCGACGGCGACGAGGGGCGCGAGGGCGGUGUUCUUCGCGUGCACAGCCCCGGCCAACGGCGAGCCCGACCUCGUCGAUCGGAAGGGGUUGGUCGACGUCGCGCGCGCGUGCAUCGAAAACAACGUGAGCAGGCUCGUGGUCAUCUCCGGCGCGGGGGUCACGAAGACGUCCUCCCCCGCGUACGGUUUCCUAAACGCGUUCGGAGGUCGCAUGGACGCCAAGCUCGCGGGGGAGGACGAGCUUCGAGAGACAUACCGAGCAGCCGCGGCGGCGGGAAGAACGAAGGGCGACGUCGCGUCGUACACGAUCGUGCGUCCCAGCGGCCUGCUCGACGGCCGCGGUAAGGGCGUCCGCGCGCUGGCGGUGAACCAAGGCGACGAGGCGGCUGGCUUCAUCGAUCGCGUCGACGCGGCGGAGACGGCGGUGGAAGCGUCCAUGAACCCAAACUGCGCUCGCGUCACCUUCGAGGUGUACGAAGCGGGCACGGCUGUGCCCACGCGGAACCUCUCCGUCGCGGACAUACUCAGCGACCCUAUACUUCGAACGGUCGCGUCCGUGGUGACGGGCUCGGCGUUCAAAGGGAGGGGGGAAGGCGGGGCCGGGGAUGAGUCGAGGGCGAGGGCGACGCUUCGGGAACGACGCGGCGGCGACUGGUCGACGCUCCUCUCCAACCUCGAGCCCGACGCUUAA